This is a messenger RNA of Eruca vesicaria subsp. sativa (arugula), 1058 nucleotides long. The record is from the annotation of a GenBank genome assembly. Lineage: Eukaryota; Viridiplantae; Streptophyta; Magnoliopsida; Brassicales; Brassicaceae.
AAAGAUUUUACCAACAUUUCUUCUUCUCAUAUCAAAGUUGUUUCUCUAUAGUUUCUUCAUCACUUCACUAUCUACCCUCUUUCUUUUCUCAUUUUGAAUAGUUCCCUAAUCUUUAUUCUCACCAGAAACACUACAAAGAAAAUAACCUUAGCAAAUCGUUAUUUUCUACUAUUUUCAUUAAUUAGUCACGAGAUCCCAUGGUUUCAUCAGUGUCAAAGAGUACGUCCACUGAAGAAUACGACGACAACAUCCACAAGGAGAGAAUAAUGUCUCAGCUUCACAACCCUAACUCCUCAUCUAACUUAGUGAGUCAAGAGAGCAGAAUAGAGCAAACAGAUAAUUCUAAAAAACCCAAAAGGGUUAAAGAUUCCGGUAGACAUCCGGUUUAUCACGGCGUGAGGAUGAGGAACUGGGGAAAAUGGGUUUCUGAGAUUCGUGAACCGAGGAAGAAAUCACGUAUCUGGCUCGGAACUUUCCCAACCCCGGAGAUGGCGGCGCGUGCACACGACGUAGCGGCUUUGAGCAUCAAAGGAAGCUCAGCUAUACUAAACUUCCCUGAACUUGUUGAGUCAUUCCCUAGACCUGUCUCGUUGAGCCCUCGAGAUAUUCAGACAGCCGCUCUCAAAGCAGCACACAUGGAGCCAACGACGUCGUUUGCGCCUUCAUCAUCGUGUUCUACUUCUUCGCUUGAGUCUCUCGUGUUGGUGAUGGAAUUGGACCUCUCGAGGACUGAGGCAGAGGAGCUCGGAGAGAUCGUGGAGCUGCCAAGUCUCGGACCGAGUUACGACGUUAAAGUUGGAAACGAGUUUGUGUUCUCUGACUCAGUGGACUACUGUUUUUAUCCUCCACCGUGGGGAGAGUUGUCGGAAGAUAGUUACGGUUACAACCAAGUCUUGUCAUGGGAUCUCUAACGACGUUUUUAAUCAUCAUUGUUAUAAUCAUUGUCUUGUUUAAUAACGUCUUUUGAACCCUUCUUUGUUUUUUUAUUUCGUGGUGUAAGCUAAGAAGGGUUUUAUUUUCUUUGGUGCGUGUGUGAGUUCCAAAAUGAAAUACGUGUA